This is a messenger RNA of Rangifer tarandus platyrhynchus (Svalbard reindeer), 1038 nucleotides long. Lineage: Eukaryota; Metazoa; Chordata; Mammalia; Artiodactyla; Cervidae. The record is from the annotation of a GenBank genome assembly.
AUGUUCCGGUCUCCCCUGAAGGGGAGCACCGAGGGGCAUCAGAAGGACACCAUAGGUCUGGAACCAAAGAUCCAGUGGGGAAGGCUGGAUUUAAUCAAAGUGGACCCCAGGAUAGAAAGGCUGGUGGAAAUAGAGACAGACAAUUUAAACCUAAGUGAGGAACAGAGAAAACAUCCCUCGCCCAUCAUACAGUGUGAGGCUGGGACCCGCACUACUGAUGCCCCGAGACCCCCGCUCUGUCACAGACCCCAGUGCGGCCGCUUAGUCAUGUCAGUUAACUCUGAACGGAUCACAGGAGCCUUACCUGAGAUUUAUGAGGACACGCUUAGGCACCAGGUGAUUAACUCAAAACAACAGGCGAUGCACGUGAAACGUGUUAACCCACGAGCCUGGCCGGUGGCCUUUCAAUCCCUGUAUGUUCCUUUGGAGACUCAGCGGUGGCCGGCGGCCCAGCUCCUAUCGAUUAGCACGCUGUUAAACAUUUAUGACAAGUUCGAAUUAAUUGGCCGCACUGAGGGGCCCCUGGGCCUGGGGUUCUCCAUGAGAAAAUUUGAGGUCUUCCUCGAGCAGAUGCCCCAGAACCGCUUCCCAGAGCAGGUGGUGCUGCCUCCUGGGCUGUGUUGGAUGCCGCCCCCAGCCUGCAGCUCUCUGAGGACCAGGGCAGCAGUAAUGGAACCCACGAUCGUCACCCUUUCCGCCCUUCCGAGAGUGUUGUUGCCCCCACUGGUGUGGCGGCAGGCCCGGGGCAUCCGGGCCUGUCCCUCUCAGCUCCUGCUCUCUCCUACCAACCGCACCAGGCCUGUGCUGGGCGACCUGGGGUGGCUGAAAGGGGUGGAGGUGCAGCAGCAAACAGGCGAGGUCCCUGCCCCUAGGAGCCGAUGUCUGGAGUGGGAGAGGCAGCAAGGAGCAGGAAAACCACCAUCCACAAGACUAUCCCAGGUGGGAGAGGUGCUGCAAGAAAGUGAACAGGGUGACAUUAGAGAGUCUGAGAGUCUGGCUCUGGGCCAGGGGACGGAGAAUGACAACCUUGGGCUGUAG